Molecule: messenger RNA, 375 nt
Organism: Ilex paraguariensis (yerba mate)
Lineage: Eukaryota; Viridiplantae; Streptophyta; Magnoliopsida; Aquifoliales; Aquifoliaceae
Source: the annotation of a GenBank genome assembly
AUGUUAGUUGUGGUGGUGAUGGUGGUUGCCCUGGUCCUGAAAUUCCUAGGAAGUCUCCGUGGCGACACCACGAUAGAACAAGUAAUAGCAACAGAAACCGAUCGUCUACUACCCAAGGAGGCAACUUCAUUCUCAUAUGGAACAAGUGAAGAAGAUGAAGAGUCAGGAAAUUGUAAUAACAGUUCAUCAGAAGACUUGUACGAUGGAAAAAUAUGCGUAAUAUGCUAUGAUGAACCAAGAGAUUGCUUCUUCAUUCCUUGUGGUCACUGUGCUACCUGCUAUGUUUGUGCCCAGAGGAUUAUGGAUGGGGAAAGGAAGGCGUGCCCGGUAUGCAGAAAAUUCAUUAACAAAGUGAGAAAAUUGUUUAUUGCAUAG